Gilbertella persicaria is the source of this 1275-nucleotide messenger RNA. RefSeq lists its product as uncharacterized. The record is from RefSeq and is a predicted model, not a curated record. Lineage: Eukaryota; Fungi; Mucoromycota; Mucoromycetes; Mucorales; Choanephoraceae. The transcript has 6 exons. The coding region runs from base 345 to 1097 and encodes 250 amino acids.
UUCUUUUUCUUCUUCUUUCCAUUUUUUUUUCUUUUUUUCUUUCUGAGUCGACCAUGAUUGAAUUAUCACCUUAUGGCGAGCAAGUUGUUGAUCGACUUAGUAUGAUUGGCAUGUGGUUAGCAGUAACCAUUUGUGUACGCAAUUUUUUUGUCUGUCUUCGGCAAUACCGACGUACAAACGGGUUAAUUCAUUUAAUGAACAUAGCUCAAGUCUGUGUACUUUUUAUUCAUCGUUUUAUUUAUGGCCUUGUCCCUCUUUUUGAAAUUACGACUUGUGCAUUUUGGCCAUUGCUUGUUUCAUUAUGGCAUUUGAGUAAGAACAACCUUACAAUAAUUCAAUGACUCAUGAUUAUAGAUUUCAUUUUAAUGUAUUCCAUCAUGUUUAAACGACUCUUGAUCUUGGAAGCAGAUAAACAUUCGCUUUGGAUUAAAGCCGUUGGUGUGUUUUUAAUUACACUUCGGUUUGCUGAUUGGCCUUAUGAAUUGGCUUUUCAUACAUUACAGCAACAAUUAAUGGAACAACAUGUUCAAUUUGGAGCAAAUUGCCUUGCUCAAUGGGGCACAGGUGUCAUUACUUUGAAUUUUGUCGCUGAUGCAUUGGCCAAUUUAUUCUUAAGUGGCAUGUUUGUCCGCAGACUCUAUGUACAUAUUCGAAACUCUCGAACACUCAUGAGUCAUCGUAGUCAAGUGAUUGAAUACAUUGCACGCAAGUCUUUAGUCUGCUUGAUCUUUACUUUUGUCGUCAAUUUAGUCAUGAAUCUGUUUAAAGUAACACAUUUCAUUGGUAGUCGAUCUGAUGCAUUUACUGUUUAUUUUGAAGUCAUUGAAUCUACCUUGUUAGUAGAAGCCUUACGACUUGAUUAUACUCGACUUCCUGAACAAUCGUUCUGUGAACAUUGUGGUAUGGUACUUCAUUCUUAUGGCAAAGAUAAUCGUUCACCUCCUGCUAAAGUACUCAAGUCGCAAGUGAAUGAUUUAGACCCUAUGCAUAUACCCUCGAGACCUUCUUACAACAACUCUUCUAUCUAUACGGACAUUCAAUUGAUGUCUACUGCUGAUCAACAUGAAUCUCGUACUUAUAGCCAACGUAAUGCAUGAUAUUCUUAUACCUCUUAGAGACAAGUUUUUUUGUAUACAGCAGGUUCUGAAAAAGGGCUUUUUUUUUUAUAUAUAUAAUUUCUUAAUACUUAUUUGCAUAUUGAAUUUCCAACUACUACUUUACAUUCUCACUAAAUAACCCUAUAAAAAAGAUAGCUUUUUAUAUAUACAUAUACAU